Messenger RNA from Silurus meridionalis, 923 nucleotides. RefSeq names its product dual specificity phosphatase 23b (gene dusp23b). The record is from RefSeq and is a predicted model, not a curated record. Lineage: Eukaryota; Metazoa; Chordata; Actinopteri; Siluriformes; Siluridae. The coding region runs from base 389 to 847 and encodes 152 amino acids. Gene Ontology annotation, molecular function: protein tyrosine/serine/threonine phosphatase activity. Gene Ontology annotation, biological process: protein dephosphorylation; cilium assembly. The transcript has 3 exons.
GACCGCUCGGCCAUCCUGACAUAUUUAAGUCGCUCUUCAUUAUCCCUUAAAACGGUUGUUACUCAAUGUUUACAUGCAGAAUUUGCAUACAAAUGCCAUUAUUUAGAUUUUUAACCGGGUUUACAACCGGGUCUAUUUCCUGUACUCUCAUUAUAACUAACGACUGGUGACAAUUCCCAGAGAGUAUUUUUAGUUACAUGCUUGCUAACUAGCUAGCUUAGCUUAGCUACCUAGCAAGCGGUAACCAUUAUACUGUAGGGCUACUCACUCGUACAGAUGUAUACGGUUCUUUGGGGUGUGCUUAACAUUAAACAUGUAGUUAAACUUGAACUUUAUUGAAAGCGAAUUUUAGAAAUCGACUGAGGUCCCUGGUGGAUUGUUGAAAACAAUGGCAGCCUCUCCACCUCCCAACUUUUCUUGGGUUGAAUCCCAUAAAUUAGCUGGACUGGGAAUGCCAAGGAUGCCAGCCCAUUAUCAAUUCUUACUGAAUAACGGAAUCAAACAUUUAAUCACUCUGUCUGAAAGAAAGCCCCCUUACCACGACUCGUGUCCAGAGCUGACUAUGCAUCACAUUAGAAUACACGAUUUCUGUGCUCCAACUUUUGAUCAAAUCAAGCGCUUCUUGUCCAUAGUGGAGGAGGCCAAUUCAAAAGCAGAGGGGGUCGCAGUGCACUGUUUGCAUGGCUUUGGAAGAACCGGAACUAUGCUGGCCUGCUACUUAGUGAAGAGCAGAAAAAUCAGUGGGAUCGAUGCCAUUAAUGAAAUUAGAAGGAUACGCCAUGGUUCUAUUGAAACUCGAGAGCAGGAGCAAAUAAUCAUUCAGUUUUAUCAGCAAAAUAAAUGUUGAUUUGUAUGAAGAACUAUGUCAAGUCUUUUACCUUAAGGGUGUCAAUAAAGUAUAUGAAAUGGCUAUGCAAACACAA